Messenger RNA from Nelumbo nucifera (sacred lotus), 879 nucleotides. RefSeq names its product protein CURVATURE THYLAKOID 1A, chloroplastic. NCBI's taxonomy places the organism in Eukaryota, Viridiplantae, Streptophyta, Magnoliopsida, Proteales, Nelumbonaceae. Gene Ontology annotation, cellular component: thylakoid; chloroplast thylakoid membrane. The record is from RefSeq and is a predicted model, not a curated record.
GACGAAAGAAAGAAAGAUGGUUUCACUUGCAAGCAGUUUUGUUCCAUAAGCUAGUAAAGGAAGAAGAAAGCAGAGGGAGAGAGAGAGAGAGAGAAAGAGGACAAACAGAAAUCAAGCCAGAGAGAAGACAUAGUUGUUAUUUGUUUGGGAGGAGGCCAUGGCGAUGGCGUGCACAGGCGCAUCCUCGAUGGCGGCAGCCGUAUUAGGGCCUCGUCUCCCCACCUCCAAGCCCUCACGCAGCUCCGCCUUACCUUACCUCCCACCUUGCCCAGCUACUCUGUCUUUCUCGACCUCCUCCUUCCACGUUUCAGAGAAUCACAGGCUUACUUCACUUCAGGUCAGAGCUUCUUCCUCAGAAGAAACAUCUGGUUCGGUUGAAGUUGGAGAGGUAUUCACAGACUUGAAGGAGAAGUGGGAUGCAGUCGAAAAUAAGUCUACAGUACUACUUUAUGGAGGUGGGGCAAUAGUAGCAGUUUGGCUAUCUUCAGUUGUGGUUGGUGCCAUUAAUUCGGUUCCUUUGCUUCCAAAGAUCAUGGAAUUAGUAGGGCUUGGAUACACCGGUUGGUUUGUCUACCGAUACCUCCUCUUCAAGUCAAGCAGAAAGGAACUAGCUACUGACAUUGAAGCAUUGAAGAAAAAGAUUACUGGAAGCGAAUAGAGCCAAAUGAGUUGGGUGGUGAAGUGUAUCAUAAUACAUCUAGUCCGGCUCAUUGAUUCAAUGUGUUCUCUAGAUCUCCCAUAUAAGAGACAUUUAAAUCCUGUACUGUAAGUGCAUUCUCUUUGUUUUCCUUUUGCUUUAUACCAACCAGCCUGUUUCUUGGAAUGACAAUGAGCAAUUUUCUUAAUAACUAAUUGCAAAGAUUCUGUGUUGGUCGAGUC